This is a messenger RNA of Selaginella moellendorffii, 1126 nucleotides long. RefSeq lists its product as uncharacterized. The coding region runs from base 89 to 607 and encodes 172 amino acids. NCBI's taxonomy places the organism in Eukaryota, Viridiplantae, Streptophyta, Lycopodiopsida, Selaginellales, Selaginellaceae. The record is from RefSeq and is a predicted model, not a curated record. The transcript has 7 exons.
UCAGUUUUGGAGAGACGUACCACCAGCCGGGCACGAGUUUUGGGUGGCUUUGUGCGAGCUGGCUAAGUUUGUAAAGGAAUAUUUCGCGAUGGAAGAUUGUGCGAUGACCACUGUUAGAGCGCAGGCUCCACUUGUACGAGGUUAUAUGGCAAUGCUUCCAAAAGCUCUUGUCUCUCUUAUGCAAGAAGCUAGAUGCCGGGAUAAGGAAUUCUGGCCAGAUGACUACAAGCUGGUUGACAUUGCAAAACGGAUGUGUGACAAAUAUGAUGCAAUGAUCCCCCCUGAAAUUGCUGUUCAGCCAAAACAUGUGGAGGAGGAAGACUUCACAGCAAAAGAGUACCCCUACAGAGCUUGUAAGAUACUUCGAGGUUUUCUGGGGGAGAGGACGAUCCAGCUACAUGUUCCACAACCGGAAACGGCUUUUUACGACGACAAGUACCGCACGACUACACCUCUAGAAGAUUUCUCAGGUGUCCGGAAUGAAGUACCGGUUGCUCUUAAGCUUGAUGACGAGAAUCUGGAAGCCUUGGAGGAUCUCCUUAGUUAUACAAUAUGGAGUUUCAGGGAGGGUCUUCCAAUUUUGGUUCCACAUCUUCACGCACUUUGAGCAAUGAAAUUGAAGCAUUGACCUCGAGGCGUUAGCAUCUUGGGAAAACAAGCCGUGGAAAAAAAAUCACAUUUUAGAAGAGGGGCAGGUUAACUGCGGGAACGAUAGUUCACACCAGUUGGAAUUAAGUAUCAUAUAUAUGGUACGAACAUCACUGGCCUCUGGAGGUUUGGAUCAAUUGUUUCUCUUAGUGGAAGCUACUAGUGAUGCUAACCGGCCAUCUACUGUAAGUGAUGGUUUCUUUUGGUUUGCUUCUUUGUUUCUCCAGGCCCUUGCAAGCGUGAGUAAUGGUUUCUUUCUCCAUCACUGUUGGAAGCGUGAGAUGGCUCUCAAUUUGGUGUCACUCAUUGUUGACAGCCCCAAAGACCAGCGAAACUGUAACGGACCUCUUAAUAAGCAGUGCUAUCAUCCUCCAGGAGGGAGAUGGCAGCGGUGGUGCCAUGGAUCUCAAAUUGUUGUUCUGAGCUUCCUAAAGUUCUAAAUAAAAGCUUCCAGCGGGAAGGCUGCUCAAGACCUCAA